Lymnaea stagnalis (great pond snail) is the source of this 6927-nucleotide messenger RNA. NCBI's taxonomy places the organism in Eukaryota, Metazoa, Mollusca, Gastropoda, Lymnaeidae. The record is from the annotation of a GenBank genome assembly.
AAUCACUCGUGAUCUGAUAAGCUAUAACUUUAAUGAAGACACUCUUGUCCUUGCCGAAAUCUGCAGCACAACCCUGAGAGCCUUUCAACAUGAAGUUCGCUGUCGUCACUCUAGCCACCAUUUUGGUGGCCACCCUGUCCACUACUGGCGAAUGUAAAGUCCGCUACAACGAGAUAGAGGCACAGCGCAUGCUGUUUGACCUGCUCAUGAGCAAACCGGACAAAUCGACGGUAGGUAGAUAGUAAAUGAAUAAUUUUUUUUAACAAUAUUUUUGGGGUAUAUAUAUAAGGUUUCGUUACGCUGUUCUCUCAAUGUGUUAAAAUUAAAAAAGUAUUUCACCCAAGACUAAAACUAUUACCUGAGUUCUACCUGAGUUCCACCUGAGUUCUACCUGAGUUCUACCUGAGUUCUACCUGAGUUCUAUCUGAGUUCCACCUGAGUUCCACCUGAGUUCCACCUGAGUUCUACCUGAGUUCUACCUGAGUUCUACCUGAGUUCUACCUGAGUUCUACCCGAGUUCUACCCGAGUUCUACCCGAGUUCUACCCGAGUUCUACCCGAGUUCUACCCGAGUUCUACCUGAGUUCUACCUGAGUUCUACCUGAGUUCUACCUGAGUUCUACCUGAGUUCUACCUGAGUUCUACCGUCACGCAUGGCGCUCACUGCUCACUGCGUGGCAUCCUUUUUUCCCUAAGUACCAUUAAUAUAAAACAUGAGAGGGGGAGGGCCGGUUGUGAAAAGGUUGCAGGACACGCAUGAAGCAAUAUAUAUAUAUAUAUAUAUAUAUUUUUUCCUAAGUAACAUAAAUAUAAAACAUGAGAGGGGGAGGGCCGGUUGUGAAAAGGUUGCAGGACACGCAUGAAGCAAUAUAUAUAUAUAUAUAUAUAUAUAUAUAUAUAUAUAUAUAUAUGAAAUAUAGAUGGUUUAUCGGCCCAACAAUCUUGCCACUGAAAUUCCAUGGUAUAAAAAUAGCAGUCCCUUAUCUUAAUGUUGGAACUCUGCAAUGUUUUAUAUUUUAUCUACGUUGGCGUAAUGUUUGAAACCCGUCAGGCGUAGCUGGAUCUCGCGGUUUUAGUGUUGUUAACAGUAUUUCUUUGAUCUUGUUCAGUUGAGUAAAGUCCCCGGCUUGAAGACCUACAAGUACGUCAACUGCGGUAACCCCAGCACCGACCUGGCCAACCUGUUACAGCUGGUGAUCGGACCUGACCCACUGACCUUCCCGGGACCACUGAAUGUGCAGUUCUCAGUCAACAUCAAGACCCUGGUCGACGCCCCGAUUAAGGUAGUCAACAAAGUUCUAUUAUCAUGUUUCUUUGGCGCGGUGACAAAAAUCUCCGAGAUACCGUCCAAGUGACUUCUCGCAUUUUCAGUUUAAAUAUAAACACUUUAUAUUAUACUAUAAGACAAUUACUAUAAUCUCUCUCUCUCUCUCUCUCUCUCUCUCUCUCUCUCUCUCUCUCUCUCUCUCUCUCUCUCUCUCGGUGUGACUAUGUUUUGUAUGUAUGUAUGCUUGUUAUUUGUUACUUGAUAACAAGUAAACCAAACAAUGGAUCGCAACCAAAUUUGACAUGGUCAUACCUCCUGACCUACACGAGGUUCCUCCUGGAAAGUUUGUUUAAAAUCCCUAUGACCCAAAAACUGUAAAAAAUUAAAUCGUACAAUGUAGAAGGUAGAGAGUAACAAAAAUGUUUCUAUGGCUUCGAGGGGCGGUCAAGUUAAGUUUUUUUUUUUUUGUGCACGCAUUUUUAAAUAAGCCUAUGUUCAGAACGGUGCGCUUUCAAACAUGAAGGUUUUCGGUGCGCUUUUGUCGUGUGCACACAUUUUAAAUAAAGUUUUAUUCUAUAUUCGCUGAACAGAGUGCUUUCAAAACAUAUUUGAAAUAAUUGUUCCAACAAAAGAUGAGCUGUUGAAUCAAAUCCUAAUUUUUAGAUAUAAGGAAAUACCUGUUGAACAAUUUUAAUAAACUACAGUUCAUUGCGUGGUAUAAGAGGGUUGGGGGUCGAACAUUAGAUGAGAAUGAUCACAUUGUGCAGCGACGUGCAUAAUGGGUGCUUUAACCUACCGAAGGGGUUUGCAGUCCUUUCUAGAAAGUUCCAAAUGAGGUUCUAAAUGGUAUUUUCCUUAAAGCAGCCAAAGCAGUAUAAGAAGGCUCAGAUUACAAUGCAAGCUUUUACGUCAAUUGUUGCAUCUAGGCCAAACUUGGUACACACACCUUUCAUAAAUAACCCCUUUAAAAAUAUCGGCGGAUUUUAAACUAAUAAUAUCCCAUUCUUUGUGGACAGGGGCAUCCCAAUUUUAUUUUGUAAAAAAAAAAACACACACACAAAAUCACGCUAAUAUCUUUGGAACUUUUCAACCGAUUUAAAUGGAACAAACUGAACAUAAACUUUGUGCAUUUUCCAAACUUAAAUACGCACUGCAAUAAACUUUUAAGCAUAAAUCCUUUUGGCGCUGGGCCCCAUAAUAGUAACAAACUAAAAGGCAAUAACUUUGGCAAAAUCUUUCCGAUGUAAUGGGAGACGUUUAUAAAAUGUAACAUGAAUAUUUAAAUAAAUGAAUUUUUUUUUAUAAAGCCCCUAUUUAUUAAGGAAUAAGUAAUAGGGCCCCAUUAGGAAUUGUAAUUUACGUUUAUUGAUAAAUUACCAUAUACUUGGCAUUGGUCAAUACCUAUUUAAAGAAGAUAUUUUUUUUACAGUUCGACUAGUCCUUGAAGCGUGUUUCUUUCUUUCUUUCUUUUUUGGGGGGGUCUUGACACAGCUUGACUAUUAACUGAAACCAGCAGCGUCCAAAUUGAAUGUUUGUAAAGAAAUAUAAACUGGACUAUUUGGGGGGAUUUUUAACAAUUGAUUAGUAGUUCAGUGAAUGUUUUUUUUUCUUCUUUUUUUUAAUUUUAAGGGGCCCUAAAUUUAUGUGUUCGCUGAUAACGUUUCAGAAGAUUUGUCCGAAUGCAAACCUGAGAGACGCCGGGUAUGUUGGCUAGUAUAACACAGAACUCAGUAUGUCUACAUAUAUCUACAUAUCCUCAUCACACCUCACCACAGGACUUCGUGUUAAUUAAGAACGUGGCCGACGUUAGAGAUUGACUUGAAACCGAACGGAUUCAACGUGAAAGUGGCCGUACUAACGCACGUCUCAGCAUCAUUAGGUCACCUGAGUAUCUGAUUAGACUGAUAAACUUAAAAAAACUGUUGUAAAUUGUUCCUGGUGGGCUAAGUUGCGGAUAUGUAACAUGUACUAUAUUUUAGUGGGCCUGGUAUGUAGUGAUACAGUGCCACAGGGAUGGAUGGUGGUCUGACAUGAUCGAAUUCAUGUGGACAUUAAGCUUUGAACUUGGUCAGUUUCACUGGGUGUAAUAAAUCAACAUAUACAUGUAAUAAAUCAACAUAUGCAUGUAAUAAAUCAACAUAUACAUGUAAUAAAUCAACAUAUACAAGUAAUAAAUCAACAUAUACAAGUAAUAAAUCAACAUAUACAUGUAAUAAAUCAGCAUAUACAUGUAAUACAUCAACAUAUACAAGUAAUAAAUCAACAUAUACAUGUAAUAAAUCAACAUAUACAUGUAAUAAAUCAACAUAUACAUGUAAUAAAUCAACAUAUACAAGUAAUAAAUCAACAUAUACAUGUAAUAAAUCAACAUAUACAAGUAAUAAAUCAACAUAUACAUGUAAUAAAUCAACAUAUACAUGUAAUAAAUCAACAUAUACAUGUAAUAAAUCAACAUAUACAAGUAAUAAAUCAACAUAUACAUGUAAUAAAUAAACAUAUACAAGUAAUAAAUCAACAUAUACAAGUAAUAAAUCAACAUAUACAUGUAAUAAAUCAACAUAUACAAGUAAUAAAUCAACAUAUACAAGUAAUAAAUCAACAUAUAAAUGUAAUAAAUCAACAUAUACAAGUAAUAAAUCAACAUAUACAUGUAAUAAAUCAACAUAUACAUGUAAUAAAUCAACAUAUACAAGUAAUAAAUCAACAUAUACAAGUAAUAAAUCAACAUAUAAAUGUAAUAAAUCAACAUAUACAAGUAAUAAAUCAACAUAUACAUGUAAUAAAUCAACAUAUACAUGUAAUAAAUCAACAUAUACAAGUAAUAAAUCAACAUAUACAUGUAAUAAAUCAACAUAUACAUGUAAUAAAUCAACAUAUACAAGUAAUAAAUCAACAUAUACAAGUAAUAAAUCAACAUAUAAANAAAGAACUUCAAGGAGUUAUUUUGUUUUUCGUUUGUUCGUGUUUGCCUGUUAUGAUACAAUCACGUUUCUUACUUUGAUAAGAUAAUAUAACAGUUUAUAAAAGAUUCAGAUCCUAUUGUUUAUUAACGUUUCACUCAUAAAGUAGGACUAUUCUAAUUGUAUAAGCAGUCAAAUAUAAAAAAGAUCAUACAUGAAUUAGGAUGUUGGAUCAAUAGCGUGACAUUAUGAUCAUAACAAUAAAAAAUGGGAGCCAAUCACGUUUCAUCUGUGAGAAGGUAAAGAAACCAGUCUAGUCACUAUUUUCAUUAAACAUGGCUAGUAAAUCUAACGGAAAUCUUUGGUGAGGUGAAUUCGAAACCCCAUUCUCCCCUGCAGAUCGGUGAUGGGGCUAAAACCGACUGUGGGCCCUGAUGUUACUGGGAACACUAGGCAAUGUGCCACUGGUCACCUCCAUAAAAACUUAGUAAGUAUGUAUCUUAACUGCAAUGGUGUCAGAGGGAACCUCCCCGAGCUCACCAAACUACUCCAUAGCCGGGAAGUGACUUAGCUCCCUAGCCAAAUGACGCCCUGUGUAUAACAUAAAUAAAAAAGCUCUUGAUCCAGUUUUGAAACACUUCAACUCUUCUUACCACAAUGGGAUCUAUCAGACAUUGAACUCUUCUUACCACUAUGGGAUCUAUCAGACAUUGCAUUGACAAGAGAUACGUGAGUAAUAAUCACGAAAUAAUUUAGAUGGAUAGAAAAUUAAUCAAUAUAUUUGGUACGUUGACUCCUUUCGGUAAAAAUCAAAUCAUAAUUUUAAAAAAUUUAUCUUACUACUCUAAACAAAAGUUAAUAUUGCAUUUUUUGUUUGUUUGUUUGUUGUUUUUUUUUUUUGUUAAAAGUUUCGUAAAAAAAAUUGAACGGCAAACUUUAAGGGCAUCGAAGGGAACAAUUUUUUUUUAAAAUAUGAGCGACAUGAAUGACACAAUUUUGGAUUUAAAUUUUUAUCAUAUAAAAUAACAUAAAAUAAUGAAAAUCAUAUAACUUGAGGAAAUGUAAGAGUAUCUUACAUCAUAAUAGCUGUGCAGUAAAGUAGAAAUAGUCGAUUGCCUGUCAAAAAUAUGGGAUAAAACCAAUUUCGAAUGCCCUACUGUAAUGUAUUUUAAAAUAAUAUCCGUAAUAGUCUUGUCAGUCACAAUUUCCAAAGUCGUAUUAAAUGACUUAAGGUGUCUACCCCAAAAGUCCCCAAAAAUUGUGAAGACCUUUUUGUGCAAAUUGUUUCACACGUCCACACAUAUUUCUUGUGCACUGAUAUUGACGCCAUGCUCGUCUCCAGGGUCAGCUGCUUUUAGCCAAGAAGGUCGGUGACUCGUGGCUCAAGAUCCCUUGUGUUGGUAUCAUCGGGUCGUGCACCUAUGACGACGUAUGUGCGCUACUGGCCUUGAUCUCCGAAUGUCCACCCCAGUUCGUCACCGCAGGCGUGCCAUGUCAAUGUCCAUUCCAAAAGGUAGGUUGCUCAUUUAUACAGGACGUUCCUACGAUGUCCAAAAAAACAAAAAAACAACGGAUUCGAGCCCCCUGUCCCCACACCACUGCUUCUCCUUGUUAUGUUGAACGCGUUGAAACCGGAUACUGUUGUUUUCGUAAUUACGACCGUGUUAUUUAUUAUUGCUUUAGACCAGGCAUGCACAACAUACGCCCGCCAGCCCCCACUUUGUGGCCCGCGAGUUAACGAAAACUCUUUAUUCUUAUUGUUUUCUUAAUAGCUUUGCCCCUGUCCUAUUUUCUUUUGGCCCGCACAAGUAUUUCACAAUGUAUUACGGCCCGCCUUACAUUUUAAGUUGUGCAUGCCUGUUUUAGACCAGUGGUUUCCAUAAUCGUACAAAACAGCCCAUAGUUAAUAGGGUUUGUCCUUUAGUGGCAGAAAUCUAUUAAUAGAACAUGCCAGCGUACAGUCUGGCCAAUGGCAUUAAGAUAUUAAUAAAAACAUCCUGGCAUUCCGUUUGGCCAAGCUCUCAACAGCUGUUCAGCACUUCUACGUUACUGUCGGCCAGCAGAGUGGGUCUUAAACUAGACGAAAAGGUGUUUACAACUUGAUUUUACGAAAGACUUUACAAACAAAUUGUUUCUGUAGUUAUAUAUGAGGAAAUACAUUGUUCGAAGCUAUGUUUUACGAAAGUAUUUUCUAAAAAUAUAAGCAUUACUGAAUGCGAUGUGACAUUUUCCGGUCUUGGAAAGGGCUAACUACUCAACAACUUGUAGUUUGUAUAUUCAUCAUUUCAUGCCAACUUUAGAUUAGCGUUAUAGCUAGUGUAGUACUUCUAUACAGUCAAGAUUAUUUGGUUGAUACAUUAAAUCUUCAAAGACCUAUAAAAAAAAAUAAUAAUUCGAUUCCUAUUCAAUAGUAUUGUAAACAUUGUGAUGCCAAUGUUGUUUUCUUCCCGCAGGGCUCAUAUACUCUUCCCACGGCUGAGUUUGACGUGGAAAUACCACUGUUUCCUGCCGGAGAUUACCACGCCGUCGCCAAUCUCACCCGCAACGCAGAUUCUAUUUCAUGUGUUGAAAUCUUCGCAACUUUUGCUUGAGCGAUAGAACCACAAAUGUUGUGCAUAUAAGUACUAUAGCCACAACUUUUGUGUCUAUACAAGUGUCUAUAACCAAAACUUUUUUUGAGAAAUUGGAAGUCUACUUUCCACCAUUUUGUCGUGUUAACAUAAGUUUGAUCAAUAAAUUGUAUAUAUUUUAUUAUUUUAAA